This is a messenger RNA of Gossypium raimondii (Peruvian cotton), 1347 nucleotides long. RefSeq lists its product as hypothetical. The coding region runs from base 77 to 1018 and encodes 313 amino acids. The record is from RefSeq and is a predicted model, not a curated record. The transcript is spliced from 6 exons. NCBI's taxonomy places the organism in Eukaryota, Viridiplantae, Streptophyta, Magnoliopsida, Malvales, Malvaceae.
CAAGCAAUCCAAAAGGCAGCGGUGAAACACACGAAGUCACCAACCACCAAGUAAACUCAAAGUUCUUAACGGGAAAAUGGAAGUCUUCUAUCUCUUAUGCUCCAUCCUAUCCAAAUUUUUUACUUCCCUCACACUCUCUCUCCUCCUUCCCUUCCGCUUCCUCCUCACGCGCCACCGUCUUCCUCUCUCCACCUCCCAAUUUGAACCCGUUUCACUCUACGAAGGUACCGUAUGGCACGACCGUCGCCGCCCCGUCCGCCACUCUUUCCGUUACUCCGUCCGCUAUGCUCUCUUCGACCUCGAUCACGCUCCCAACACGCCACCCGACCACCUCUCCGCCGACGAGGCUCGUAGGAUUACCAAAACUGAUGGCCCAGUUUUUCUACUAACAAUUCCUCCAAGCGUGGGGUAUGAACAAAAUCCGUUGAGUUUAUAUUACUGCUAUGAUUCGGAGGGAACCGAUAAGCUUCUGAAAAAAUGCAUUGCUGAGGUGACUAAUACACCCUGGGGCGAAAGAGUAUCAUUUGUUUUCGACCCAAAUUCUGAUUUAGUGGCAAAACCAUUGCAUGUCAGCCCUUUCAUGGAUAUGCUUGGGAGUUGGAGCCUUAGAGCAAAUGCUCCUGGUCAAAAUUUACUAGUUACAAUUUCCGUCCAACACCCUGAGCUUGGUGAUUAUUUUCUGGCCACCUUGAAAGCAAAAAGAGUCUCCCUGGAAUCGGUGCAUGAUCAUGCACUAUAUUUCUGGCUGAUGCCUCAUAAAGUUGCCCUAUGGAUAUAUUGGCAUGCUCUGAAAUUAUGGUGGAAAAAUGUGUCAUUCAUACAACAUCCAAGGUACACUAACCCAUCAUACAGGGAGGAAGCUUUGAAUCGUGAUAGGAAACUGCAAUGCUGUCCGGGAUUGAGACAGAACAAAGAUGAACACAUGCAGGUCGGAGGAAGUGAUUCAGCAACUGAGGCUGAGAGAUAUCAUGGGGAACGAUUUUUUGUAUGGAAAGAUGCUAAAUGGCCAUGGUGUUGAACGCUAUGGGUAUAAAAACAACACAUCCUGGCUGUGGCAGUAUCACCCUUGGCUUCGACAUCUUGAAGAGUUGCGAACUUUAGUGAUCAAGGUGGUGUCUUCAGCUGUGUGUAAUCAAGCAAUGCAAGACACAAACAAGUUGGCAAAAGGCAUCUGCAAAUGGGGGGUUAAACUACAGUACCAGUCAUUUAUCCUAAUUUAUUUUAUUUUUAUUUCAGUGUAGGAUGAAUCUUUUAGCUCUAAUAUUCUCUUUAGACUGCUUCUAUUGUUAUCAAAUCAAAUCAUUUCGCGAUAAUAAAAAAUAAAUAUUAAUAUAAUGGUAUUUUCAA